Molecule: messenger RNA, 1269 nt
Organism: Tripterygium wilfordii
Lineage: Eukaryota; Viridiplantae; Streptophyta; Magnoliopsida; Celastrales; Celastraceae
Product: bifunctional dTDP-4-dehydrorhamnose 3,5-epimerase/dTDP-4-dehydrorhamnose reductase-like
Exons: 2
Coding region: 126-1031 (301 amino acids)
Biological process (GO): S-adenosylmethionine biosynthetic process
Cellular component (GO): methionine adenosyltransferase complex
Molecular function (GO): methionine adenosyltransferase regulator activity
Source: RefSeq, a predicted model, not a curated record
UUUAACUCUCAGACAAAAAUCGGCACACUUCCUCUCUCAGUCUAUACAUACACAUCUGUAUGUAUACACACACCUCUUCCACUAGAUCCAAUUCAAAUCACCGUUCCUCUCUGCUUCUCUGAGAAAUGGGAUUCCCAGCUAACGGAGCUGCAUCGGACAAGCCACACAAGUUCCUCAUCUACGGUCGAACAGGCUGGAUCGGUGGCUUGCUCGGUAAGCUCUGCGACUCACAAGGCAUUCAGUACGCCUACGGCUCCGGCCGCCUCGAGAACCGCUCCUCCCUCGAGGCAGAUAUUGCAUCUAUCAAUCCCACUCACGUCUUCAAUGCCGCCGGUGUCACUGGCCGUCCUAAUGUUGACUGGUGCGAGUCUCACAAGGUCGAGACCAUCCGUACCAAUGUUGUCGGCACUCUUACCCUCGCUGACGUCUGCAGAGGGAAGGGUUUGGUCUUGAUUAACUACGCCACUGGUUGUAUCUUUGAGUAUGAUGCAGAUCAUCCACUCGGGUCGGGUAUCGGGUUCAAGGAAGAGGACACACCGAAUUUCAUUGGAUCUUUCUAUUCAAAGACUAAAGCUAUGGUUGAGGAAUUGUUGAAGAACUAUGAGAAUGUUUGCACCUUGCGUGUGAGAAUGCCCAUCUCAUCUGAUUUAUCGAACCCUCGCAACUUCAUCACCAAGAUUACUCGAUACGAGAAGGUAGUCAACAUUCCAAACUCAAUGACUAUCUUGGAUGAACUCCUUCCCAUUUCCAUUGAGAUGGCAAAGAGGAAUCUCACUGGUAUCUGGAACUUCACAAAUCCUGGUGUGGUGAGUCACAAUGAGAUUCUAGAGAUGUACCGGGACUAUAUCGAUCCCAACUUCACAUGGAAGAACUUCAACCUGGAAGAGCAGGCGAAGGUGAUUGUCGCCCCAAGGAGCAACAAUGAGCUUGACGUUAAUAAAUUAAAGCAGGAAUUCCCUGAAAUGUUGCCUAUCAAGGAGUCCCUCAUCAAGUAUGUCUUCAAGCCAAAUCAAAAGACCGCCAAAGCAUGAAAUCACACAAAUGAAGCAGGGAUUCUCACAGAGUGAGAGUGUAGUCUUCUCCAUAAAUAUAUCUUAAUACUAUCUAUUAAUUUUAUUCUUAUGGGUUUUUGUGGUGUCUUUAGCAUACGAGUUCCUCUUUCCAUACGAUUGCUGUUUCUAUUUUGUAUUCGGGUGUUGUAUUCAUAACUUGAUCACAAAUAAAUCGUUGAUGUGAUUUAUCAACCUAAUAUAAGUAGAGUUGUCAAAA